This is a messenger RNA of Ictalurus punctatus (channel catfish), 2295 nucleotides long. It is a transcript of the gene dhrs11a, whose product is annotated as dehydrogenase/reductase 11a. The coding region runs from base 192 to 959 and encodes 255 amino acids. The record is from RefSeq and is a predicted model, not a curated record. Lineage: Eukaryota; Metazoa; Chordata; Actinopteri; Siluriformes; Ictaluridae. The transcript is spliced from 7 exons.
GGAUUGGGGCGUGUUUAUCAGCGCCUCUGACUGGGAGAUACGGACAGGGAGAGAGGAUCACUCAGGGCUCGGAAACACUCCUCUCACUUUACCGGCGACACGAGCUCUGCUUCGAUAACCGGUUCACAAAGUAAACUCCGCGCAGAUCCGCCGCUAAUCUGGCGAAAUCCUCCGCUCGGCUCAGCUCUCCGAUGGAGCGGUGGAAAGGCAGAGUGGCGCUCGUGACCGGAGCCUCUGUCGGGAUCGGAGCGGCUGUCGCGCGCGCUCUCGUCCAGCAGGGCAUGAAGGUGGUCGGGUGCGCGCGCAGCGUCGAUAAAAUAGAAAAGCUGGCAGCUGAGUGUCAGAGUGCGGGCUACAGCGGGACCCUGAUCCCGUAUAAAUGUGACCUGUGCAACGAGGAGGAGAUCCUCUCCAUGUUCUCGGCCAUAAAGACCCUGCUUCAGGGGGUGGACGUGUGUAUCAACAACGCCGGCCUGGCUCACAACGAGCCUCUGCUUAGUGGCCGCACUGAGGGGUGGAAGAACAUGCUCGAUGUGAACGUUCUCGCUCUGGCCAUCUGCACACGUGAAGCCUACCAGUCCAUGAGGGAGAGAAACGUGGACGAUGGACACAUCAUCAACAUCAACAGUAUGGGAGGACACAGGAUGGUACCGAGCGCCGACGCGCAUUUCUACAGCGCCACCAAAUACGCCGUGACGGCACUUACUGAGGGGCUCAGACAGGAGCUGAGGGAGGCCAAGACACACAUCCGCGCCACGUGUAUAUCUCCUGGCAUAGUGGAGACGGAGUUCGCCUUCAGACACCACAACAGUGAUCCAGAGAAAGCUGCUUCUGUGUAUGAAAGUAUAAAGUGUUUGAAAGCAGAAGACAUAGCCAGCGCCGUCACCUACGUCCUCGGCGCCCCUCCACAUGUUCAGAUCGGAGACGUGCAGCUGCGGCCGGUGGAGCAGGUGUCCUAGUGAUGGAACGGAGACAUGUCGAUGGAGAGCGGAGAAGACCGAACCAGCAGCAAACAGCGUCUCUCUGGCAACACCUGCUGGACAAACCGUACAGAUAGUUUUAAAACACGGAAUCGAAAGGGAAUUUUGUGGUUUGUGUGUGGUUUGAGGAAAUCGUAGCGAAUCUGAAAAUCUGAAGCUGUAUGGGAGGGAACUGGUCCAUAAAAGAUGGGGAGAAAAUAGAGCGAUAUGAGUGGUACUGUUCCAAUUUACACAAACAUGGCUGCCUCAACAUGAUAAGAUUUUUUUUUUUUUAGUAGAUGGAAACUGGAAAAUGGAAACAGGGACCAUGUAGGGCUGUUAAAUGGUCCCCACUUAUAACCACAGACCAGAAUGUCAUCGGUUGGACAGUUUUGUUUUUUUAAGGUCAUAUGACAUAUCUGUUUUGAAAUGAAACAAAAACACUGCCACUCAGUGUGCAGCAAAAUAGGUGUAGAAAACACUGUUGCAAUUAUAAUGUAUUAAUCAAUCUCGUAUAAAGGCUUCUGAACCAUCAGUAUUGUUUUAGAAUAGUGUGAGUGAUUUGAAACUAUACUUUGCUAAUAUAUUCCCAAACUACAAGUAAGCAACUAAAUUCUGGAAGUUGUAACUAAUAGUUUUUUUCUCUCAUUUUUCUCAAUUACACUCGUCCCCCCCAUAACCGUCCCCCCCCAUAACCUAACAGUUAUUAGGUUUUCCCUUAAAAAUAAAAACAAUUAGCUUUCCUCUCUGAAAUACAGCUUCCAUCUGCAUUUAUCUAUCAUUUACAUGGAGUUUGCCUUCAUAUCCCAGUUAUAACAACUGAUAAGCUGCAGUAAUAUUGGACAUUACGGAUGUGUUAUAAGACUUUAUACGACUCCCCACGAUACAUUAUAACUGCGCUAUAAUUGAUUAUUGUAUUAUUUUUUUAUAAGUAUUCUAACUUUAGAUUGUACGUAGAUGUGUUUCUCAUAAUGUGUAACUUUUUGUAAAUUCUUUGAUUGAAAGCCAAUCAGGAGUAUGAAGUACCUCUGACGCGCAGAGCCUGAGCUUAUAAAUUGCAUAUGAACAAACGGUUAAGUACUUGUGCUUUUUAAAGACUGCAUCCAGUGCAUGAUAUUUAUCCAAACCUGAGGAGGCAUUUGAAAACCUUGAUGUCACGUAGAAUUGGUGUUUUUUUUUUUUUUUUUUGCACUUUGGAUUCGGACACUGACACCUUUCCUAGAGACAUGUGACUAAUUUUUAUGUGUGCGCAUUUUAAAGAAGCUCCACCUUUGUUCAUGUGUACAGAGAAGAUAUUCUCGUGAACAUAAACCGAAAAAAUGAUUAGUGCUGUGAA